Saimiri boliviensis boliviensis (Bolivian squirrel monkey) is the source of this 5605-nucleotide messenger RNA. Lineage: Eukaryota; Metazoa; Chordata; Mammalia; Primates; Cebidae. The record is from RefSeq and is a predicted model, not a curated record.
GAGGACAGUAACGCAGGGGGAGUCGCCCACGGGCGGGACUUGUGGCUGAACCCCAGGCCUCAGACUGCAGCCGACAAGUGACUGCGACAGGCCUCACCGGAGUCGGGCCCUGAAUCGGCCUGCUCCGCGUCCGCUCCCCAGUCGGCGCCCCGGCCAGCUGUCCGCGCUGGGGGAGGGCGUCCUGGGGGUCGACUCACCGAUCUGCCCGAUGAACUCGAUCUUGAUGCCCUGGUGCUCCAGUCGCUUGUUGGGGUUCUUGAGCGCAAGGCUCACCUUCCCGGAGACCGUCUCCCCGUCGUAGAAGAGGAAAUAUUUCUCCUUCUUCCCGUCCUCCGUCUUGUGCUCGGCCCGCUUCCUACUCUCCGCAUCGUUCAGAAGGAUUUCCACCUCCACGCUCUGCCCGAAGCCGAAGAAGCUCAUCGCACCGCCGGACCGGGCGCGUCUUGGAACGCCUCGGCGCGCGCGCGGGAGCGAGCUUUGAAAGUUGAGUGCUGCGACUGCGAGCCGGUACCCUGGGUAUCAUGGUGGCGCUGCGGGGCCUUGGGAGUGGCCUGCAGCCCUGGUGUCCGCUGGAUCUUAGCCUCGAAUGGGUUGACACAGUGUGGGAACUGGAUUUCACAGAGACUGAGCCUUUGGAUCCCAGCAUAGAAGCAGAGAUCAUAGAGACUGGAUUGGCUGCAUUCACGAAACUCUAUGAAAGUCUUUUACCCUUUGCUACUGAAGAACAUGGAUCUGUAGAGAGUAUCUGGACCUUCUUCAUUGAGAACAAUAUUUCCCACAGUACACUCGUGGCAUUGUUCUAUCAUUUUGUUCAAACAGUACAUAAGAAGAAUGUCAGUCUGCGGUAUAGAGAAUAUGGCCUUCAUGCUGCUGGGCUUUACUUUUUGCUACUAGAAGUACCAGGCAGUGUAGCCAAUCAAGUGUUCCACCCAGUGAUGUUUGACAAGUGCAUUCAGACUCUAAAGAAGAGCUGGCCUCAGGAAUCUAACUUGAAUAGGAAAAGAAAGAAAGAACAGUCUAAGAGCUCUCCGGCUAAUCCCAGGAGGCAUAGAAAAAGGGGAAAGCGACCCAGGAAAGAAGAUACUGAGAUGGAUGAAACUAUAGAAGAACAAGAAGAUGAAAACAUUUAUUUUUCUCCUCGGGACCUUUCUCAAAUUCGAAAUGCCAUCUUUCACCUUUUAAAGAAUUUUUUAAGGCUUCUACCCAAGUUUUCUUUGAAAGAAAAGCCACAGUGUGUACAGAAUUGUAUAGAGGUCUUUGUUGCAUUAACUAAUUUUGAGCCAGUUCUUCGUGAAUGUCAUGUUACACAAGCCAGAGACCUUAACCAAGCAAAAUACAUACCAGAAUUGGCUUAUUACGGAUUGUAUUUGCUGUGCUCCCCUAUUCAUGGAGAAGGCGAUAAGAUUAUCAGUUGUGUUUUCCAUCAAAUGCUCAAUGUAAUAUUAAUGUUAGAAGUUGGUGAAGUUUCCCAUCGUGCCCCCCUUCCUAUUACCUCCCAAGUCAUCAAUCGUAGAAACCAGGCGGUCCAGUUUAUCAGCUCCCUUGUGGAUGAAUUAAAGGAGAGUAUAUUCCCAGUCCUCUGUAUCUUACUACAGCACAUCUGUGCCAAGGUGGUAGAUAAAUCAGAGUAUCGUACUUUUGCAGCCCAGUCCCUAGUCCAGCUGCUCAGUAAACUUCCUUGUGGGGAAUAUGCUAUGUUCAUUGCCUGGCUUUACAAAUACUCCCGAAGUUCUAAGAUCCCACACCGGGUUUUUACUCUUGAUGUUGUCUUAGCCCUGUUAGAACUGCCUGAAAGAGAAGUGGAUGACACCCUCUCCUUGGAGCAUCAGAAGUUCUUAAAGCAUAAGUUCUUGGUGCAGGAAAUUAUGUUUGAUCGUUGCUCAGACAAGGCGCCUACCGUCCGCAGCAAGGCACUGUCCAGCUUUGCGCACUGUCUGGAGCUGACGGUUGCCAGUGCGUCAGAGAGUAUCCUGGAGCUCCUGAUUAACAGUCCUGCAAUUUCAGGAAUAGAGAGUCACCCUGGUACAUUACUGAGAAAUUCAUCAGCUUUUUCCUAUCUAAGGCAGACAUCUAACCGUUGUGAACCCUCAGGGGAGAUGAACAUAGACAGCAGUGGUGAAACAGUUGGCCCUGGAGGCAUUGGAGAUGCACAAGUCUGUGAGGCAGAGCUCUAUCUCUUAAGGAGCAGUGGAGAGACAGAAAGAUGUGUCAUGGCAAUGCUGAGAAGGAGGAUCAGGGAUGAGAAGACCAACGUUAGGAAGUCUGCGGUGCAGGUGUUAGUGAGUAUCUUGAAACACUGUGAUGUCUCGGGCAUGAAGGAAGACCUGUCGAUUCUGUCGGACCGGUGUCGGGACCCUGCAGUGUCUGUCCGGAAGCAGGCCCUCCAGUCUCUUACGGAACUCCUUACGGCUCAACCUAGAUGUGUGCAGAUCCAGAAAGCCUGGCUGCAGGGGGUGGUGCCGGUGGUGAUGGACUGCGAGAACACUGUGCAGGAGAAGGCCCUGGAGUGCCUGGACCAGCUGCUGCUGCAGAACAUCCAGCAUCACCGUCAGUUUCACAGUGGGGACGACAGCCAGGUGCUCGUCUGGGCACUUCUUACUCUUCUCACCACAGAAAGCCAGGAACUGAGCCGAUAUUUAAAUAAGGCCUUUCAUAUCUGGUCCAAGAGAGGAAAGUUCUCAUCCACUUUUAUAAACAAUAUAAUAUCUCACACUGGCAUGGAACAUUCGGCACCUGCCUGGAUGCUGCUCUCCAAGAUUGCUGGCUCCUCACCCAGUCUGGACUAUGGCAGAAUAAUACAGUCCUGGGAGAAAAUCAGGAGUCAGCAGAAUCCCAAUUCAAACACCUUAGGACAUAUUCUUUGUGUGAUUGGGCAUAUUGCAAAGCAUCUUCCUAAGAGCAUCCGGGACAAAGUGACUGAUGCCGUCAGGAGUAAGCUGAACGCAUUUCAGUGGCCUCUAGAGGUGAUCAGUGCAGCCGUGGACGCUCUGCAGAGGCUUUGUAGCGCAUCUGCAGAGACACCAGCAGAGGUGCAGGAAUUGCUGAAGCAGGUGUGUGGGGAUGUACUCUCCACCUGUGAGCACCGCCUCUCCAACAUCGUUCUGAAGGAGGAUGGAACAGGGAAUAUGGAUGAAGACCUGUUGGUCAAGUACAUUUUUACCUUAGGGGAUAUAGCCCAGCUGUGUCCUUCCAGGGUGGAGAAACGCAUCUUCCUCCUGAUUCAGUCUGUCCUGGCUUCACCUGCUGAUGCUGACCAUUUACCACCAUCUCAAGGCAGCAGUGAUGCCCCAGCCUCUGAGCCACCCUCCCAGGUCAGAGGUUCUGUCAUGCCCUCCGUGAUUAGAGCACAUGCCAUUAUUACCUUAGGUAAGCUGUGCUUACAGCACGAGGAUCUCGCCAAGAAGAGCAUCCCAGCCCUGGUGCGAGAGCUCGAGGUGUGUGAGGAUGUGGCUGUCCGCAACAACGUCAUCAUUGUGAUGUGCGAUCUUUGCAUCCGCUACACUGCCAUGGUGGACAAGUAUAUUCCCAACAUCUCUAUGUGUCUGAAGGAUUCCAACCCGUUCAUCCGGAAGCAGACGCUCACCUUGCUUACCAAUCUCUUGCAGGAAGAAUUUGUGAAGUGGAAGGGCUCCCUGUUCUUUCGAUUCGUCAGCACUGUGAUAGAUUCACACCCAGACAUUGCCAGCUUUGGGCAGUUUUGCCUGGCUCACCUGUUACUGAAGAGGAACCCUGUCAUGUUCUUCCAACACUUCAUUGAGUGUAUUUUUCACUUCAAUAACUAUGAGAAGCAUGAGAAGUAUAACAAGUUCCCGCAGUCAGAGAGGGAGAAGCAGCUGUUUUCAUUGAAGGGAAAGUCAAACAAAGAGAGACGAAUGAAAAUCUACAAAUUUCUUCUAGAGCACUUCACAGAUGAACAGCGAUUCAACAUCACUUCCAAAAUCUGCCUGAGUAUUUUGGCAUUCUUUGCUGAUGGCAUCCUACCCUUGGACCUGGAUGCCAGUGAGUUACUCUCAGAUACAUUCGAGGUCCUCAGCUCAAAGGAGAUCAAGCUUUUGGCAAUGAGAUCUAAACCAGACAAAGACCUCCUUAUAGAAGAAGACGACGUGGCCUUGGCAAAUGUAGUCAUGCAGGAAGCUCAAAAGAAGCUCAUCUCACAGGUUCAGAAGAGGAAUUUCAUAGAAAAUAUUAUUCCAAUUAUCAUCUCCUUGAAGACUGUGCUGGAGAAAAAUAAGAUCCCAGCUUUGCGGGAACUCAUGCACUAUCUCAGGGAGGUGAUGCAGGAUUACCGAGAUGAGGUCAAGGAUUUCUUUGCAGUUGACAAACAGUUGGCGUCAGAGCUUGAGUAUGACAUGAAGAAGUACCAGGAACAGCUGGCCCAGGAGCAGGAGCUAGCAAAACAUGCAGAUGUGACUGGUACGGCUGGAGGUGCCGAGGUGGUGCCUGUGGCACAGGUUGGUCCAUGUUUAGAAACAGUGCCAGCUCCUGCUGGCCAAGAAAAUCCCGCCACGUUCCCUGCCGUGAGCCAGCCCUGCACACCCAGGGCAAGUGCCGGCCACAUGCCAGUGUCAUCUCCUACACCUGAAACUGGGCCGUUGCAGAGGCUGCUGCCCAAAGCCAGGCCCAUGUCCCUGAGCACCAUUGCAAUCCUCAAUUCUGUCAAGAAAGCAGUGGAGUCCAAUAGCAGGCAUCGGAGUCGGAGCUUAGGAGUUCUGCCUUUGACGUUAAGUUCUGGAAGCCCAGGAAAAACGUGCAAUCAGGUGUCGCCAUACAGCUUGGAGCAAGAGUCGGAUGGCACAGUCGUGCACAUGACCAAGCGAGCCAUCAGCACCCCCGAGAAGACCAUCAAUGAUGUCACUUUUGGAGCAGGGGUCAGUUACAUCAGGACUCCACAGACUUCUUCAACAGUCAAAGAGAAAACUGAAGCCUGGAGUCAAGGAAAUGACAUCUUAUGUUUAUCAUCGCCCGAUAAACCGCCCCCACAGCCUCAGCAGUGGAAUGUGAGGUCUCCAGCCAGGAAUAAAGACACCCCAGCCCGCGGCAGGAGGUCCCUCCGAAAGACCCCUCUGAAAACAGCCAACUAAAACAGCGCAUCCCCACCAGUGUCCAGGAGGCUAAGAGCCCUUGAGGAAGCGGUCUCGUGUCCUCCAUCUGACAAGGCAGCUGGGUCACUUCCCACAGCCCGUGGGCAGCGCUUUGCUAUGGAACACGAGGGCUUUUCCUCCCUAGGGGCCUGGCACUCACCUGCAUUUGGCCGGCCAGCCUUUUCUAUUCUCUGUAUGAUGUACAUGGUUAAACACUGUAAAAUCAUAGAGAUGUGCCAGAUUUAGAAGCCUUAUCUAUUUAAUACAACUUUAUUCCAUUUGAAAGCAUCAAGUCCAUUCAGGUAAGCUAUUAUAAUCUGAUCUGUAAGGAACACAACUUUAAAACUUCAGCUUUCUUUUAUAUAAAUCAAGCCUCUGUUAACGUGUUUGAAUUCCUUAUAGUACAUAUUUUCCCAUCUGUAAUGACCAAAUUUUGAUUCUAAAAUUUUUUCUAUUUAUAAUUGUAAUUUUUUACAAAAAGUGUACAGCUUUUUAAAAGUAAUAAAGCUUUAGCAUAAAUACAG